AUGGCUACCUCCUACGCCUUGCCGGCGUCCACAUACCCGCAGCACCAUCAUCUGGCCUCGGACCACUUGCGCUCCCAUGGCCAUGGACACGACCAUUGCGACCAUUCGCAUUCACACUCCCACGGACACUCCCACGACCACUCACACGGGCAUGCGCAUUCCCACACACCGCCAUCCCUCCCUUCUCUGAGCUCUUUAGACUCUCCGCCCAGCCGUAGGGGCUCGUACGCAACCGGAGCACAUUCGCAUAAGAAGACGCAAAGCAACGAUUACAACUACAGGCAUACAAAGACACGCCCCAACAUUCCGCCUCUAGGGGCCAUCAAGCACUUUCGGACGGGCUCAACCGCUGGCGGAAGACCCAUCAUCACGCCCACAACCGCUGGCUUUGAGAAGGGGCAUGGCUUUGAGCCGCCAGCUACGGCCACCUCGCAUGGGCAUCACCACCAUUCUGCUGAGUGGUCCAAGUUCACUGCGUUUCUGCUCCCAUAUACCUCCAAGUACCCCAUAAUUCACGCUGUGAUGACGGAGAAGGACUCUCGGCGCAUCUUCUACUUCAUGUCAAUAAACCUUUCCUUCAUGGCUGUACAAGCGUUCUACGGUUAUGUAACAGAUUCCCUCGGUCUCCUGAGUGACAGUAUACACAUGUUCUUUGAUUGUGUUGCUUUGGCAGUUGGCUUGGUUGCAGCCGUUGCUAGCAAAUGGCCUCCCAGUGAGCGGUUCCCCUACGGCUUCGGCAAGAUCGAGACACUGAGUGGUUUCGCCAACGGUGUGUUUCUGGUUUUGAUCAGCGUGGAGAUUAUGUUCGAGGCGAUCGAGAGAAUGAUGGAGGGCAGGGAAACCAAGAGGUUGGGAGAGUUGUUUGUGGUCAGUACCAUGGGCUUGUUGGUGAACUUGGUUGGCAUGGCUGCUUUUGGGCAUCAUCACCAUGGCCACGAUCACGGCCACGGACACUCCCAUGGGUCAUCAUGCGGCGGCGAUGCCCACGGUCACAGCCAUAGCCACGGCCACAGCCAUAGCCACAGCCACGACCACAAGCACGAUCACGGCCACUCCCAUGGCCAUUCUCACGGAGGGCAUUCGCACUCACACGACAACGAAAACAUGCACGGCAUCUACUUGCACGUUCUUGCGGAUACCCUCGGCAGUGCUGCUGUCAUUGUCUCGACCAUUUUGACACACUUUGUCCCGUGGUCUGGGUGGGAUCCGCUUGCCAGCUUCCUCAUCGCCGUUUUGAUUCUUCUUUCAUCAUUACCGCUGGUGAUAUCCUCUGCUCGGAGACUGCUGCUUACGAUCCCUCCGGAGACCGAGUACAACCUCCGGGAAACGCUGUCGGGUAUUUCAGGUCUUCGAGGCGUCGCGGGCUACUCGGUGCCCAAGUUCUGGAUCGAUGAUCGCAAUUCGGGCGAGGAGAGCUCUGGGAACAUGCUGCUGGGGGUGAUGCACGUCCAAGCGGUUCGGGGUGCGGAUAUGGAGGACGUUCGUGAUCGUGUGCGCAACUACCUGUUGGGACACCACAUUGACAUCACGCUACAGGUUGAGCGUGAGGGAGAGUCGAGCUGUUGGUGCGGAGCGGGUCGGAGUCCUCUCUCGCAAUCGCAGAGCACAAAUCAGUUCUAGAAGAGCAAGGCUGAUGAACACCUUGGGGGCUUGUCUAAUAACGCGGGAUGAUUGGAGCUGUUGGUUGAUGAUUUUGCCAUGAGGACCGGAUGGGGGUAAAGAAGCCGGCUUGUAAUGAGGUAUGGCGGCGUGCAUAUCAUAAUGGGUGUACUGCUGAGCUUGGGGCCGGGCCUCUUGCGCGUUUGGAAAACGUUAUUGUACAUAACGAAGCUUUUGAGGUUAUCUCUGUACUUUGUGUUGACAGCGCAUCUGCUUCAUGAAAAGCAGGCGCGCGAUCUUAAUUGAAUAUGUAACCCC
Molecule: messenger RNA, 1917 nt
Organism: Neurospora tetrasperma FGSC 2508
Lineage: Eukaryota; Fungi; Ascomycota; Sordariomycetes; Sordariales; Sordariaceae
Exons: 4
Coding region: 1-1620 (539 amino acids)
Biological process (GO): transmembrane transport; zinc ion transport; intracellular zinc ion homeostasis
Cellular component (GO): membrane; Golgi apparatus
Molecular function (GO): zinc ion transmembrane transporter activity
Source: RefSeq, a predicted model, not a curated record